Chelonoidis abingdonii (Abingdon island giant tortoise) is the source of this 2392-nucleotide messenger RNA. NCBI's taxonomy places the organism in Eukaryota, Metazoa, Chordata, Testudines, Testudinidae. The record is from RefSeq and is a predicted model, not a curated record.
GCAGGGGCGUCCAGGCGCGCACGGGGUAUCAGACCGCACGUCUGCCCUGCUCUUGGAGGUGGUGCUGGUUCCAGUGGCUGCUUCAGUGCGACCCUACAAUAACAAAGUCCAGGAGACUGAGUCGCUGCUUGUCUCACCCCUUCCCCCCAGAGAUCACUCUUUUCCUGGACCAGCCCAGAGGCCCGGGCUUUGCUCCUGGAUUGUAAGCAUGCGGUGACUCCUUUCUCCCCAAUCUCCUGAGUAUCUCUCCCUUCCCUGGCCCCCAGCCUAAGAAUCUUGAAUCCCUGAAGGGACCAAACAGGAAAGGCCUGGGGGGAGAGCAAUUCUUUUCUUUAUCUUCCCUCCCUCCCCCCCUCCCACCCAACGAAGGACCUGUUCUCUGAAUCUGUUUUACCAACCGGAGGAUGUUUUCCCCGUUUUUUUCUGUUUAGUGCCAAGAUUCAUUGAAACAUUGGGCUGACUCGAGCAGUCAACCUAAGUGUUUGUCUAACCUUGUCGAAUUAUUUCUUCCCUCCGAUGGUUCCCCAGAAGGGAUCAGACAGGCUGAAUGCAAGAGCAUAUCUCCUGUCCACCACCUCCUUUCCCUUCCUUUGCCAUCAGUAAUAUCCUUCGGCACUGAGUUCCACAGGUUGAUUAUACGCUUUAAACAUAUUGCUUUUUUAAAUUAAAACUGGAAGGAAGUUUUCCAAGGGCAUGUUUUUCCAUUGAAAAAUGCUGAUUUAUUGACGGCUUGUGGAAACAAGUAGAUUUUGAUGAAAUUUUGUUUGCAGGGGAAAAGAUGGAAGGAAAAUCCACAUGAAAUUUCAGUUUUCCAUUCAUGAAAUGACUCUUUGGUAUCUUUAAACAUUAUAUUCUCUAAUCCAGCGUAAUACGUUUAAAAAGUCAAAAUCUAAAUGAAAUGUUUAGAUCAACCCAAAAUGAAUUUAUCUGCAGAACUGUGUGUAAUCAGAAAAAAUAUCAAAAUCCUGGAAUUUCCAGCCCAAAUGGAAAAUCGAACCCUACUUUUAACUACCUGAUGCCCCCACUGCUAAUAUUAGGAGUGGGUAAACAGAAGUUCCUUAGUGACCUGCUCCAAACCAUUCCUUAUUUUAUAUUUCCCUGUUCUAAUGCUUAUCCCAUUGAUCCCCUUUGAGAGUUGCUGAUGAAAAGUGCUAGAAGAGCUAGGAAUGAUUAUCCACCUGACAUCACUGAGCCGAAGGGGCUAUCAAUUUCAAACACAGCUUUGUUUUCUUCUGUCAGGGCUGGUGGCCUCAGACCAUCCGAGGCUGGUGAUUCAUGUGAUUUCCAGCACAUGCUGUGCGGAUGAUUUUCUGUCUAUUACAGACCACUGCUGGAGUGGGACCUUUGCAUAGAGAAGUCGGCCUCUGUUUUGCUGCAGUGGCUUUCCCUGAUGAUCUGAGCGGGUCUUCCCGGUACACCAUGGCACGGCAUAGCAAGCUCCAGAAGCAAGUCUUAAGCUUGUACAGACAGUUCCUACGAGCCAGCAAAGAGAAGCCGGGGUUCUUACCUCGGAUACAGGCCGAGUUCCGGAAGAACGCCAGCAUCCCCCGGAUGGAUGUUAUGCACAUUGAGUAUCUCCUCCGCCGAGGCCAGAGGCAGCUGAAGCAGCUCAGAGACGUUAACACCAAACAAAUGGGCACUUUUGUCAAAACUAAGCCGGAAGAGCAGUGACCUCUGCUGGCUGGCGCAGGCGGCUUUUUGUACUGGGACAGUUAGCGUGUGAAUUCAGAGAUGUGCCUUCCAGAUUCUCACAUCCUCGUGCACCCCUUUCGGUUUGCACAUGGGUCCGAUCACAGUGAAGGAAAACUAUCCAGUCGGUGCAGUUGUCCUACCUGGACUGGAGUUCACUGGGAUCAAUGAAGCCUGGUUUAGGUGUCUUUACACCAGGGAGCCACUAGAGGGUGCAGUUGAGAAGCCGAUCUCUGUAAUUCUAAGCUUCUUAAUAAUUCAGGUGUGGAUGGGUGAUUUGCAGGUGACAUUCUUGUUUCCAAUACCUGGGACAUAAUCUGUUCCUACCCCUGUUGUCUCUUCUAUUCCAUCCUGUAGCUAAAGUCAAACAGGCAGAUUACCCAGUAAAAUAAAAGAAAGGGACAGUGGUGGGUUGAAAUCCUAUUUCUGUCAUUUUUUUAAUUAUCCGUAGUGCCAAAAAGCCCCAGUCAUGAACCAGGCCUCCACUGCACUAGGUGCUGCACAAACAGUGGAUCUGGGUGCUACAAUUCUUGAGUGCCCCACUGAAGUGCCUUUGAAGAAGCAGAAAGAGCCGAGCACCUGCCUUUUGAAAAUUGGGUUCCCUUAAGGUGUCUCAAGACGGGCAGCUCCCUCCCUGCAACCCCAAAUCACUAGCCACUUCUGAAAAUAAAGGCCUUUGGGCCAAGGCGUUUUCCAAGGUGUA